AUGAUCGCUCAGGAGCGCCACCUGGGCAACAAGCCGUCGAUGGAGGUCAUCCUCAACUGCGAAAAGAAGAACAACGGGCACCAUGACGGCGAGACCUGGAGGCCUACCGCUACAUUGAGAAGAAUGGCGAGCCCGAAGAGAGAUGCCAGUCGUACGCAAGAGCUGCUGCAGAAGACGUACGAUAAGUACUACGUGUCCGAUUACGGCACGACGCUGGGCGAGCAGCAGAAGACGGCUGCGAGUCUGUUGUUGGACGACCUGGACGCACCUGAACGGUAA
Phytophthora sojae is the source of this 279-nucleotide messenger RNA. RefSeq lists its product as hypothetical. The transcript has 2 exons. The record is from RefSeq and is a predicted model, not a curated record. Lineage: Eukaryota; Oomycota; Peronosporomycetes; Peronosporales; Peronosporaceae. Bases 1 to 279 code for a protein of 92 amino acids.